Messenger RNA from Oxyura jamaicensis (ruddy duck), 1944 nucleotides. Its product is annotated as keratin, type II cytoskeletal 4-like. Lineage: Eukaryota; Metazoa; Chordata; Aves; Anseriformes; Anatidae. Gene Ontology annotation, cellular component: keratin filament. The transcript has 9 exons. The record is from RefSeq and is a predicted model, not a curated record. Gene Ontology annotation, biological process: keratinization; intermediate filament organization. Gene Ontology annotation, molecular function: structural constituent of skin epidermis. The coding region runs from base 89 to 1939 and encodes 616 amino acids.
AGGUGUCACUGCAGCGGGAUCUCCGUUCCUCUCCUGCAGCAGAGCUUCCCCCGAACCUCCACAUUCCUCCGCCUCCACGGGAGCCGCGAUGAGCAGACAGGCGCCCACGGUGAGGUCCGUGCUGGGACGGAGAGGUUUCAGCUCAGCUUCGGAGAUCUGCGGCCGAAGCUUCGCCGCCUCCGCCUGCCAGCCCGCCCGCUGCGGGGCUGGCGCCUACAGCAGCAGGAGCGUCUGCAACCUGGGUGGAAGCAGGAGAAUUUCGUACGUGAAUGGGGUCUGUGGUACUGGAUGUUUCGGAGACUUCAGCUUCGGAGGUGUAGGCUAUGGUGGUGUUGGAGGAAGGGUUGGCCUUUGCGGCCCGAGGGGAUACAGCAUCAUCAGAGGCUAUCCCGAUCGCAAGGCUGACGGCAUCCAAGGCAUCUGCAUCGACGAGCGGCUCCUGAAGCCCCUCUGCGUUGGGGUCGACCCACUGGAGCAUGAAAUACGCUGCCAGGAGAAGGAGCAGAUAAAGACCCUCAACACCCAGUUUGCCUGCUUCAUCGACAAGGUCCGCUUCCUGGAGCAGCAGAACAAGGUGCUGGAGACCAAGUGGGGCCUCCUGCAGCAGUACGUGCUACCGAAGAAAGGGAAGAACCUUGAGCUGUACUUUGAGAACUACAUCUGCGACCUACGGAAGCGCCUGGACUGCUUGCUGUGCGAAAAGCAAAAGCUGGGCAGCGAAGAGUGUGCCACGAGCCAGCUGGUGGAGGAGUUCAAGUGCAAAUAUGAAGAGGAAAUCAACAGGCGUACAACUGUAGAGAAUGAGUUUGUAGCACUCAAAAAGGACGCAGACUGUAUCUUCUUGAACAAGGAAGAGCUGGAGGUGAAGGUGGAUCUUCUAAGAAGGCAGCUGGAGCUGCUGAAAUGUGUGUUCGAGGAGGAACGAGCUCAGGUAGAUCGCCAGUUAUGUGACACCUCGGUCAUCGUGAAAAUGGACAACAAUCGAGACCUGGACAUGGAAAGCAUCAUUAAGAACGUGGAGUGCUGGUACCAAGAAAUAGCCCAGAAGAGCAAAGAAGAAGUGGAUGCUUUCUACCAAACCCGGUUUCAGGAGCUUCAGGAUAAAAGGGGCAAGUAUUGUGACGAUCUGCAGAGCAACAAGUGUGAGAUUUCGGAACUAACCCGGAUGAUACAGAAGUUGCAGUGUGAGCUGGAAAAUGUGAAGAAGCAGGUCUCCUGCCUGCAAACCUCCAUCUGUGAUGUUGAGCAGCGUGGGGACUGUGCCCUGAAAGAUGCACGGGAGAAGCAUGUUGAGCUGCAGAACGCCCUCCAGAAGGCCAAGGACGAGCUGGCUUGCAUGCUGCGGGAUUACCAGGAGCUGUUGAACGUCAAGCUGGCCCUGGACAUUGAGAUUGCAACCUAUAAGACUUUACUGGAGGGUGAAGAGAGCAGGAUAUGUGUGGGGAACCCGGUGAGCGUGUCUGUGGUCAGCAGCGGCUACAAUAUCCCCGAAGACUGCGGGAUGCUGGCUGCGAAUGCAGCUGUGUGUGGCUACGGCUCCCUGGGGAGGCGAUCCGGACGCCACAGCUCCCAGAACGGAGGGUUCAGCUCCCGGAGCGCCGGGAUCCAUCCCAAGAGAGUCGUGAGCUCAGUGGCGAAGCAGUGCGUCCCAGAGGUGUACUGCCAAGCUGGGGGCGUCAGCUGCAAAAACGGGGGAUUCAGCUCCCGGAGCGGCGGGUACCCAGCCCGCACUGUCAUCAGCACAGGAAACCCAGGCUUGAAUGCCAGGAUUGGGGCUUGCCAAGCUGGCGGUGUGGUCAGCUUUGGAAACCAAGGCUGCGUCAUCAGGCAGCUGGGGGGCUCCCCGGUUGUUGUUGCAAACAGCCCCGAAGUUGUGGGGUGCAACAAUGGCGUGGUGGGUAAUUUCGGGGUUGUCAGAGACCCCUGUGUUGUUCCAUAGGGAUA